Molecule: messenger RNA, 5781 nt
Organism: Symbiodinium sp. CCMP2592
Lineage: Eukaryota; Dinophyceae; Suessiales; Symbiodiniaceae
Source: the annotation of a GenBank genome assembly
AUGCUUUUUGUGGCUCACGGGCUUGCAUCUCUAAUUAUCGGCUCAGCAAGCAGAGAUGCCCCGGCCCUGUGUGCACCGAACGGUGGGGGGCCUCACAUGGCAUCGGCCCCCUCCGACGAGGAUGCAGAGGAGGGUGCCUUCACCAUCCCAGAAUACAUCUUUGCAGCUCUAGCAGCCGAAGAACGGCUGAAACCGUAUCUUGCCGACGUUGCAAAGGAUGACAUCCUCGCGGAGCUGCAGCUCCUCACGGAGGAAGCAGGUGAAGAUGCUUGCACACAGUGGUCCGAUGGUGCAAACGUCUUGAGUGACGCCACGAUUGCCGGGAUCGUGGAUCUCGUCGUUACGUUGACAGAGGACUCAAAUGCCAGCGCGGCAGAUGUCCUCAAGGAGGCCGUGUCAUUGCUCCGCACUGACCUGCUGGAGGACGAGCGCAUUCAGCAGCUUCUUUCUGACAUUCAGGGUGUCCAAGCGGGUGGCCUCACGCCCAACUCUGUCGUUGGUGACGGUGUCAGUGGUGACGAGGUCGUCACAGACAGGUUGGAGCUGCUUGUGAUGGAUGCAGAGCAGGCCUUAGAACUGCAAGAUGCGUGGGGCAUGUACAUGGAGUCCUUUAGCUCGCGCGACAUUGCCUGCGACACACUUUUUGCUGCCUUCUAUGAUGCCGCUCCAUCCCUUCAUUAUUUGUUCAAAACCUCACGCGCGGUUAUAUCUGGCAGGUUCGCUGGAGGCCUUGAGAGCAUUGUGAUGGCCUUGCCGAAUGGCAAGGAAGUCAAAGCCCUGGUAGAACUUCUAGGUUUCAAGCACCUCGAACUUGAGGUGACGUCGCCGCGAAUAGCGGUUGUCAGAGAAGCCUUGUUGGAAGCCUUCACUGCGGAGCUGGGCGAUCGCUUCACGACCCUUGCUUAUGAAGGCUUGCGUAAGACUUUGAACUAUGCCGGUGGUGGAUGCAUCUAUCUUCGUGAAACAUUCGCGGAAAGGCUGCAAAUUCUGGCCUCGAGCUGGAAAACCGCCAGUGCUAAUGGGGAAGUCCAGGAUGACGAUUGGGAUGAGGAUAUUGCACAAGCAGACUCUGCGCGGGGAUCUGGUUCCCAAACGGUGUCGCAGACGGAGUCCCACACGGUAUCACAGGAUAAGGCAUCGCAGUCGAUGGCGGAGGUCCAGCCUCCUGCAGAGGAGGAAGCCAAGCGUGAGGUCCCGAACAAGAUCAGCAUGCAGGGUGUUCCGACGAGCUUCGACGACAUGUUCCGCUUCAAUGCUGCUGUCAUGGGCAUGGCUGACAGAGAGUGGAUGUAUGAGGUUUUGGACUGCUUUGACGCCAUCGUACGGAAUGUUGCGAACUCUUUCCGAUUACAGGAAGAAUGCGAUGUACUUUCCUUGCGAUUUGCCAAGUUGCCAGGUGUCGUCAUCCUUACGGAGUUCAAAGCCGUUAUGCUGGCUUCCUUACGAUCGCUGGUGCCGCAGGACUGGGACACUAAGCACGAGGAAGCUUGGGACUGGCUUUGGAGCAAUGUGGAGAAGAUUCUGGGCAAAGAGCUUGGCAAAGCAGCUGAGAGGGAACGCAGGGUAUCCCGCUACGUGGGAUCUAUGGAAGAUGAGACAAAGAUCGUGCUCAGUCGCAAAAUCUAUGCAAAGUUCUUUGCAGUGGCUCCAGAGGGGCAGAACUACUUCAAGCAAUCCUCUACGAGGCUACAGUUCAUCAUUGACAGAGUCGUUGAGAUGACCUUGUCCAUGUACCAAGUUCCUUGCCGAAUGGUGGAUGAAAUUUCAGCGCUUGGGUUGCGCCAUGUCGGCUAUGGCAUCCCAACAGAGUUCUUCAACCCCUUCGUACAGUGUUGUGUGGAAGUCAUGCGCGAAGUUACAAAUGAUGAGAAGCUGUGCGAUGGCUUCGGCUGGUCACUGGGGCUGAUCUCUCGGGUCCUGGUGCGAACCAUCAACGAGGGCUCCACAUUAGUGAUGAAGGCCAUCAACCUCAACUCGGCCAACAUGGUCAAAAAGGCGUUGACGCCCGUCCCCAGAGCUAAGCGUGCUAUGUGCAUGCUAAAGAUUACGGUCGGCACCCAAUCAAUUUCACCUCUGCUUUGGGCGAUAUCCAGUGGCAAUCUGGAGGCGGCACAUGAGAUUUUGGAAGACUUGCUAACGAUUCGUGCAGAUCGCGACCGAUACUACUUCGGCAACGAUGACCUGUUCUCCCGGCAUCCAGAUAUCGUACAGGUUCUGACAAAGGAGGCACCGACUUUGCUAGAGGUCUUGCUCGACAAACUGGUCUGGCGAUCGCGAGUGGCGGUUGGUGGUCAAAGACGCGUGAACUUUUUCAUCAAGCACUUGCUUGUGGAUGAUGAAGGACGUUUUGCGGGCGCGACGCAAUGGAUCUGCCAGAUGCAAGAUCCGGUGAUCGUCGUGCACUGCGUUCUCGAAACAUUGACGGAUCUGGUCUGGGCCAAUGUGAUAUAUGGGCCCUUCCUGCGGAGCAAAGUCUGGCUGUUGUUCACAUUGCUGGUGUUCCUCAUGAGCCAGUCGAUCUUAAAGACCUGGCAAGCAGAGGAUGAAGCAACACAGGGCACACUGCGGAUUGCGACUGCAGUUUGUCGAGCUUUUGUUUAUUUUGCGAGCAUGCUGGAGCUGAUCUACUCGCGUACAAGAAUAAGCUGCAAAGCCAUCAGAGAGGGGGACAUCAUCCGGCGAUGCCAGAUCCCUGUGCCCUCUAAGGUGAUCACAGACUGGCAGGAAUCUAUGAGCUGGCUUCUGACCUUGAUUCUUAUUGCCAUGUUCAUGGUUGAACCGAUACUGUAUUGCCUCCAGGCUGACGGCGAUUUUCCGGACGCGGGAAGGAGAGCAGCUAAAGUACAUACCAAUUCGCUAAAACCCGCUUCGGGCCUCAUGGCCGAGAUCGAAGCCGCGAGAAGUGAGGGCAUCAAUGGAGCGGAAGACGACGUUUACUUCGUGUCUGUGUCCUACAGGGGAACCGCUUAUGACGUACCCGUGCAAAGUGACGACCAACUUGCUUCUAUUUUCGACUUUGUCCAGGAAGCACUGGACUUUCCCAGGGAGAAUUGCAAGUUGAUCUUUCGUGGGAAAGUCCUGAGACCAGACAAUGACAGCCAAACAGUGGCGGAAGCUGGCCUUGCAGCGGGAUGCAAGGUUAUGUUAGUGGCGAGCUCUGCCAAGGAUGUCUCGUUCGUGCAGUCUUCCCGGGCUGACCCUCUGGUGAAGGGCUUUGCCGAGGAGGAAAGAGACGAGCAAAGCCGGCGCAAGCGGGCACGAGCUGCUCUCUCUGCCUGGGGCACGAAGCAAGACUCGGAGUUUAAUUUUGGCUCGAUCAAGGCUGAGUUCAAGUAUUCGGAGCCCCCUCCGUAUGAGGCGGAGCGCUUGCUGCAAAAAUUGGCAACCGACCCUGGCAUCAUCGAGAUCAUGAAAACCAGAAAGUUCAAGGUUGGUGUGCUGACUGAGAUGAGCCCAGUAGAAGCACAAGAGCGCAUGGCCAAGCGCGGCACACCGAACAUGGAUUUGCUCGGCUACAACCAAAACUACGGCGGCAUGAUUGUACUUCGGCUGCGGACGGACACCCUGAAGGGGUUUCGGCCCUACCACGACCUCAUCAAUACAUUAAUCCAUGAGCUGACGCACAAUGUUUGGGGUCCGCAUGACAACAAUUUCUGGAAACUAUUCGGCGAGCUAAAGGCCCAGUACAUGCGCUUCCAUCGCUUUUGGAGUCAUGGAGGCAGGGCAGCUGAUAGCAAUGCUGCCGGCCAGUUCCAGGGAUUCGAGGGUGAUGAAAGCGCCGGGAAGGAGGGAAACUUCGGACAUGUACUUGGAAGCAGCCUCGAAGCGGCUCAGACAGAUUCGGACCGAAGGUCUAGAGCGUUGGCUGCGGCCGAAGCUCGCAUGGGCCAGACGGAACCAGAGCUUCCCGAGGAGGAAGACCCAGAGGAGGUUGUGAAGCCAUGGGUUCCGAAUUUCCUGGCCUCGAACGGGCAAUGGAUGUUUGCUUGUCCCUGUGGGGAAACCCACACUGUAUCCACAGACGAGAAGGAUGCGCUCAUCAAUGCAUUGGUUGAGGGUGCAACCACAUGUCUUGUCGGAGCUGCUGCGCCGUCAAGGCCUGUUGAGAUGGAGCAGGAUGCUCAGGACGAUGGUGACAACGUGGAGCAGUCUGGACCAACUGCCGGCGAUCUUACAACGACCGCAGACAGCGAGAUAGAGCCUCAAGCAGCACAGCAGACAGAGGAGACCGAGUCCUCGGCGGCGACUCCGCCUCCACAGGCAGUUUUCGAGGUUGAGGCCUCGGCCCAGACCCGAGCUGCCCCAGCCGAGGAGGAUAUUCCUGCACUGGACCUCUCCGAGUUGGAGCUGCAGGGCUUGGACGGCGCUGCUGUGUGGUUGAAGCGCUUCUCCGAGAAGCUGUCUGGACUAGCUGCCGAACAGGCGACGAAGGCAGGUGCUGUGGAGCUUCUGCUAAAACUGGUGAGAAAUGUAGUCAAAAGCCCAGACGAGCAGAAGUUCCGAAGAAUACGGACGGAGAAUCCGGCAAUCCGUUCGAGGCUGAUAACUGCUGGUGGGGAGAGAGCCGAAGCUUUGAUGACAAUGCUUGGCUUUGAGCCGAUGACGGAGUCAAAUGGCGAGCGAGUGUUCGUCCUGCGGGAUGCGUCGUUUGACUAUGCCCGUCUUCGAAUGGGUCAAGAGCUUCUAGAGGCCGAGUUGGACAAGAUGACUGUGACGACAGCGCAAGAUUCCCGAAUUUGUGGGACAUGUGUUGAACACAUAGGUGACGAAAUCUUUGUGCACUGCCAAUUGCAGCGGUGUUUUCCAGCCAUGGGUCUUUCAAUGGCAACCUCGGACCUUUCUCAGCUCGAAGUUGCCUGGCUGCAUGCAGUGCGAGCAAGACUUCAGUUCCCGCAGCAGAGGGACGACGAGUGCACUGGUCCUGCAGCAAGAGAUGUCCGUGAUGUCUACGCAUUCUUGUCCAUGCUGGCCAUGUUUUGUUACUUCGCGCUGUUGGUUGAUUUCAGUGCGCUUUUUGUUCGCUGCUCUGCCUUCGUAAUGAUCUCGGGACAAGUGCUUCCGGAAUUAGUUCUCAUGCUUGGGGCCGUGUUCUACCUGAUACUGGUGUUCGGGUGCACCACGUCGGCUUCCAGCGAAUCAAGUUCAGAUUUCUCAAACAUUGCGCAAUCGGCGCUCAGCUUUUUCCAGAUCAGCAUCGGUAUGUAUCCAGCGGAAAACUUUCACAGCCUCAAAGAGUCACGCUGGAUUAUGGUGAUGUGUGUCGGAUUUACAGUGUUGGUUGUUAUUUUCCUGUCCAACGUCCUGAUCGCGCAGAUCAUUGGGGCAUACUCCUCAUUGUAUGACAGAAUGCUGGGCUUGGCGCGGCUGAACCGGAUGGCAAUUAUAUGCGAUUCAAUGCCUGCUGUCCGCCGCUCCCGCUUCCGACGCUUUGUGGAGGGGUUGAGGCUGAACGAGCGCAUGGAGUUCGGCGAAGGUGACGUGGGGCUUCCAGGCUGCAUUCAAAUCUUGGAGCCCGGCAACUUGAACCCGACCAACCAGGACUCCAUCAUUCGCUUCGGUGGGUCAACCUCUCCUAAGAUGCCAUGGCCUGAAGACGAGGAGGAUGCAUCGGGAAGCUUGGCAGAGAGGCUUGACAAUCUGACGAAGAUCUGGAAAAAAGCCAUGAGAAGGAUAGAGAAGAAGAGAGACAAAGGUGGUCGGAGGUCUGGUGGCAGCUCCGUUUCUGAAAGGGAAAGCAAAAGCAGAUCUUCCAGCUCAGUAAACUCCGAUUCCUCGCAGUGA